Messenger RNA from Nematostella vectensis (starlet sea anemone), 2148 nucleotides. RefSeq names its product paramyosin. The transcript is spliced from 12 exons. The coding region runs from base 98 to 1348 and encodes 416 amino acids. Lineage: Eukaryota; Metazoa; Cnidaria; Anthozoa; Actiniaria; Edwardsiidae. The record is from RefSeq and is a predicted model, not a curated record.
GCUGACCUUGCACCGUGGUCUCGAUAGUCGUUUUGGCGCCCGAUUUGAUUUGUGUUUUGGUUCGUCUCCGCUGAUUUCUUUAUUUUGGUUAUCAAAAAUGGAUCAGAUUGACGACAUCGAAAGGGUUCUUCGUGACAUCUCGAGGGAGGCGCAUGUGAAGAGCUUAGAUGCCUUCAAGUCAAACGACUUCAAAGGCCAUUACAAGGCGAAGCUACAAAAUGCCGAGGGAUAUCUUGACAAACUCAAAACUAAUUACACAGCUUUGGAGACAAAGUCACUUUUUCUGGAAAAUCUGGCAAAAGAUCCAGAAUCCUGGCCGACACUGGAUGGAAUAGAAGAUCACUAUACAAGUAUGAACACUGAUGCUCAUAUGGAAAUGAAGAAUGUCGCUGAGGAUCUUGAAGAUGAGGUUGAAUCAAUGGCCAAUCAACUCCAGGAAAAGAAAGAGAGGUUGCAAGAACAGCUUGAGUCACUGGAGGCAAAACUGGCAUCAGUAAAAGAAAAAAAAUUAAAGUAUGAACUGUUAAAAGAAAAGACUGAUCAAGAAAAACUAAGGAAGCACGCUAAGGAAAAUAUGAUAAAGAUUCAAAGGGAACAAGAGCAAAAAAAGAAACAAUCAGAUUUUGCCAUCAAGCAGUGUAAUACAGCCAUCCGAAGUCUGGAACAGUGCCUGGAGAUUCUCCGCGGUGAAGUCGAGGUGUGUCGCAAGCAGACAGAGCUGGCUAAAUACAAGCUACAAGAAGAAGAGACAAAGACAAACAACCAAGUUAAAAAGCGAGAGGAUCGAUAUCACUGGCUGAAUGGAGUGGUAAAGCUGUUGGAGUCGUUACAAGGCCUGGCAGUUCGUGACAUUGGAGAUGACAUACUUGUGCUGGAGCUAAAACAGCCGAGAGUAGAUGAUGAUUCUCUAUUCUUGACGCUCAAGUUCAGACUUUGUCAGCUUAGCUGUCCGAGUCUCUGUGGUGCUGAGCUGAACCCAGACACACUCUCCAUAGAUGAUUUGGUCACGGAAGCGGUAGAAAAUGGCGAUGCAGUUGCUCUUGUCCAUGGCGUGCAAGCGAGGCUGAAAGAGCAGCAAUGCUUGAGGGAAGAGAUCGGGGAGCUCCAGAAAAUCUACGCGAUGGAUUGGGAACCGGGAGCGAAGCGUCUGAGAGUGAUGUUAGGACGCAGUGGAAAAACCGUAUGUACCCUCGGCUUGGGCUUGGAGUACCCCGCACAGGGGUCGGUCUCCCUUCUUAAGGUGGAAGGCACACAGCAACAGGACUUGACAAAAAUACAGGCUCCAAGCCCAAGUGCGACCCUGAGCACGUGGAUUCGUCAUCUGCAGCAGGUGUUCAGCAUUGAGUAACGUGUAGGUAAAUAGAUUAGCUUGGUAACCCAACAUAAUUAGUCACGCCUUCUACGAGUAACACAACGUGCUAGUCACACCUACGAGUAACGCGCAAGUCACAUCUUCUGCGAGACACUUUUUUUAUAAGAACGUCUAAUUUUCAGUUGAGGCAGGGCCGUUAUUAUUUUGGGGACAUUUUUAGGCUGAAUAUUUUCUUAACGAUUUUCUUAAAUUUAAGCGUAUCUCAGAAUAUAAUACCCAAAGAAUUAUUUGGAAGGGAAUUACACUAAUGUUCAAUAACAAUAAUAAGGUUGUUACUAUGAGCACAAUUUGAUUCUGCAUUUUAAAACGCAUCAGGACUAAAAAAGAUAAACAUUUUCUGAUAUCUGAGCUUCGGCAUGUUUGGUGGAAUCUCAGGCUUGACGUUCUUUUAAAAGGGUUCUUAUAAAACAAAAAGAGUGUAUUCAAGAAGCUGGGUCACGCCAUCUACGAGUAACACAACGUGUUAGUCACGCCUUCUGUGAGUAUUAAUAAGCGUUAGUAUUAGACACGCUGGGUCACGCCUACGAGUAACACGGUCCGUGUAUAUUUGCAUUUUCGAACUUUCUUAACAAUACGCCUACGAAAGGGUGUAUAGAUAUGGAACUUGUAUAUAGAGUGUUUGUAUGGUAAGGUACGGUUAUGUUAACGUUGGCAAUUUCAUCAGGAUCUUAGUAUUUUAGUAAGGUUGGCCUUUCGUGAAGAUAGAUUGUUUGGAAUGUUUUAUUUUUUUUUUAAUUUGUAGCAUUUUACUUGUAACACGAUAGUUUCAUAAUGUA